AUCCUUGCUGUCACAUUUCUGGAUAUUCUGUUGAACCUUCUUAAGAAUUCAGAGAAACUGCUGGCUGACCACUGAAAGAAAGAUAUAAUCUUCAGGCUUACGCAUAGUCCAUCUGCUCCAUCAGAAUAAUGUCCUACGUUUUUGUAAAUGAUUCGUCUCAGACUAAUGUGCCCUUGCUACAAGCCUGUAUUGAUGGAGACUUUAACUAUUCCAAGCGGCUUUUGGAAAGCGGCUUUGACCCAAAUAUUCGUGACAGCAGGGGCAGAACAGGCCUUCACCUCGCAGCAGCUAGAGGGAACGUUGACAUCUGCCAACUGUUGCAUAAAUUUGGUGCUGAUCUUCUGGCCACAGAUUAUCAAGGAAACACAGCCCUGCAUCUCUGUGGCCAUGUGGAUACUAUUCAGUUCUUAGUUUCCAAUGGACUCAAAAUUGAUAUUUGUAAUCAUCAAGGUGCUACACCCUUGGUUCUGGCAAAGCGCAGAGGAGUGAAUAAAGAUGUCAUCCGAUUGCUGGAAUCUUUGGAAGAACAAGAGGUAAAAGGGUUUAACAGAGGAACUCACUCAAAACUGGAGACCAUGCAGACAGCUGAGAGUGAAAGUGCCAUGGAAAGCCAUUCUCUCCUCAAUCCCAACCUGCAGCAAGGGGAAGGAGUCCUGUCCAGCUUCCGAACCACAUGGCAGGAGUUUGUCGAGGACCUGGGCUUCUGGAGGGUGUUGCUCUUGAUCUUUGUCAUUGCUUUGCUGUCCCUUGGCAUUGCAUACUACGUGAGCGGGGUGCUCCCCUUCGUGGAGAACCAGCCUGAACUGGUGCAUUAAAGGAGCCCACGGGGAUGGGGCCAGUGCCUCUUUCCUGGCUUCCACUGUUUUGUUCUGAGUUUCUCAAACGUUUUCUCUUAGUGCAAGGCAGUGAGGGCUGUACAUUUUUUUCUUUGUGCAUUUUUAUGUAUUGUAAUCCUUUUCGAACAACGUGUUCAUUUGAACUAACCACAUACCAUAGUCAAGUAUACUUCAUCCUAAAGCUACCUCUGACUCAGCCCGACUUGUUAGGAAAGGCUUCACAUAGCCUUGUUUGAUAAAAACAUGGAGGCGACUGAAGAAUGAAAGAUAAAGGAAGAGACUA
Odobenus rosmarus divergens (Pacific walrus) is the source of this 1119-nucleotide messenger RNA. It is a transcript of the gene ANKRD46, whose product is annotated as ankyrin repeat domain 46. The record is from RefSeq and is a predicted model, not a curated record. The transcript is spliced from 4 exons. Lineage: Eukaryota; Metazoa; Chordata; Mammalia; Carnivora; Odobenidae. Gene Ontology annotation, molecular function: protein binding. Bases 129 to 815 code for a protein of 228 amino acids.